Molecule: messenger RNA, 589 nt
Organism: Diabrotica virgifera virgifera (western corn rootworm)
Lineage: Eukaryota; Metazoa; Arthropoda; Insecta; Coleoptera; Chrysomelidae
Exons: 2
Coding region: 19-573 (184 amino acids)
Source: RefSeq, a predicted model, not a curated record
AUCGAUUUGGAAUUUAAUAUGCCCUUUCUGGAAAUUCCUGUUCAAAAGUCAUUGAACUUUGCAAAAAAUGCUGUAGCGAAAAUCAAUGUGCCUUCUUUGGUCCUAACUGGAUUGUUAGUUUUGAUUUCUGCAGUUGUGAUACCGUCUGCUUUAAUGUUGAUAAGCAAGAAAUUACACUUCGCUGAUCCAUUUACGAAUCACUACAACUCAACCUAUAGAAAUCUCGACUUAGACAUAUCGCCUAUGUGGAAGUAUGGGUCAAUACUAGACAACGUUUUGCUAGAGAAUCAUAUAGACACGACUGCAUGUGUACAAAGGAGCAUUUGUUCCUUGAUCUACAAAUCUAAAAGAGACAUUCUAAACGGAAAUGCUACCAGCAUUGACAAAAUAAUCGACGGGGUAACUAGUAAUGACUGGAUUUUAGAUAAAAUUUACAGCACGUCCAUUUACUCAGCAGUCAAUAAUGGUUUAAAUAGCGUAAAUUGCAAUAAAGAGUACACAAAUUGUAAGAUCCCAGAGAACAACCUUAUUUCUUUUAUUAACGACGCUAUACAAUUUUUAGGUACAAUUUAAAGUAGUUGAUUUUUAU